Molecule: messenger RNA, 1378 nt
Organism: Morus notabilis
Lineage: Eukaryota; Viridiplantae; Streptophyta; Magnoliopsida; Rosales; Moraceae
Product: probable serine/threonine-protein kinase PIX13
Exons: 6
Coding region: 94-1281 (395 amino acids)
Biological process (GO): protein phosphorylation
Molecular function (GO): ATP binding; protein kinase activity
Source: RefSeq, a predicted model, not a curated record
AACCCAGCCCCGGGCUCAGAUGAUCUAAAUUGUAUACUCGUAAAAAUCAAGAAAGAAAAUUAGAGAUCUUGAUCAUCAUAUUCUGAUCAUCAUAUGGGAAAUUGUCUGUUCAAGGCUAGCUCUGAAGAUAACCCUACUCAAUCCAUCCAAAUUAAGCCUCCCAACAAUCCGCCAGGAUCAUCAUCAAAAAAUGGUCAUGACCAAAACGACAAGCUAAAUCAUGAAAUAUUGGUGGCAGAUGAUCAAAACAGCCACGCUCCUACGGCGAUCGGCGGCGAAAGAAGUGGUAGAAACACUAGUCCUCCAUUAAUUAAUGGAAGGUCGACAUUAUUAAUGGAGCCAAGCUUAAAAGUAUUCACCCUAGCGGAAUUGAAGGCGGCCACAAAAGAAUUUAGAAGCGACACAUUCCUUGGAGAGGGAGGCUUUGGAGAGGUCUUCAAAGGCUGGAUCGACGAGAAGACGUAUGCGCCGUCGACGGUCGACGGCAUUGGUGUGCCCGUUGCCGUCAAGAGGUCCAAGUUCCCUUAUAGCUGUCAAGGCCCUAAAGAAGGGAAGGCCGAAGUGAAAUUUCUAGCCAAGUUCUCUCAUCCUAACCUCGUUAAGCUCCUAGGUUUCUGUUGGGAGGAGAAUCAAUUUCUCCUUGUCUACGAGUACAUGCCCAAGGGAAGCUUGGACAAGCACCUUUUCAUGAGAGCAAGUGUAGAAGCACUUUCAUGGGACAUGAGGCUUAAAAUAGCAACAGGAGCGGCUCGAGGCCUGGCUUUCCUACACAAUUCAGAGUCGUCAGAGAAGUCCGUCAUUUACCGUGAUUUCAAGACAUCAAACAUUUUGUUGGACGAGGAGUAUAAUGCCAAGCUCUCAGAUUUUGGGCUAGCGAAGUUUGGCCCAAUAGAUGGAAAAUCUCACGUGACGACACGUGUCAUCGGCACUCAUGGUUAUGCAGCUCCCGAAUAUGUUGCAACCGGGCAUUUAUAUGUAAAGAGUGACGUGUACGGUUUCGGUGUGGUGCUGCUGGAAAUGCUAACGGGCCGACACGCUAUAGACGAGUUUCGGCCCGUAGAGGAGAUAGAACUGGUGAAAUGGGCUCGGCCUUAUCUUAAUGACAAAAAGAAACUGAAGAAGAUAAUGGACCAAAGGCUGGAGAAUCUGUACCCAAGAAGGGGUGCAUGGGAAGCAGCUAAGCUCGUGAGAAAAUGCCUCCAAUAUGAUCGCAACAACAGGCCAUCCAUGAAAGAGGUUUUGGAAACUUUAGAGAACAUCAAUCCCAUUAUACAGGGAUGACCAAGUGGAACUUAAACCUUUUUUCUCUCUUGGGUGUGAAGAGAAUAUGGAAUCUAAACGAUGGUUAAUAUUUCUUUUGAUGAUUAUUCGUCUAUAA